ACAAAUAUUUCUAACUGAGCAACUCUAUGACUUGUGGCAUUACUAUUGAUUGAGUGGUUUCUCUCUGAACCACUAUUUUCUCUGAUUCUUUUAGUAAGCGAUGCACAACCACAGCUACAAGUUCAGCUUCUUGGUUGGCUGGUGUUGCCUGCUAUCCAUCUCAGUUGUGAUUAUGGUCGCAGUGAUUGCUAAAGGGAGCAAUCAGUGGAAAGAAACACCAUCAGAAGGGGUGGCUCCUGAAGUAGAUAACGCACAUAUUGAGAAAACCUAUGCAGAUCCUGGACAGAGCUCAGUAAACCACAUCCAUCUUGUGUGGGGAAAUGAAACAUCACCAUGGAGACACAGCUCUUUAUGUUUCUGCUCUAACACCACCCUCCUCCUCCAAAAAGACUUAGUCAUAAUUUCAACCGAAGGAUUUUACUACACGUACGCCCAGGUCACCUUCAUGGAAGCACACAAGGGAACAAUGACUUUGGUUGCAAACGAGAAUGUCCCUGGCAAAGCAGUCCGGAAACUGAGUGAGGCUGAUGGAGGCGGCACGGUGUCUAUGUCAACGGUGAUCCUUCUGAGAAAUGGUGACAGUCUGAAACUGAACAUCUUGCCGCAGUCUUUAAUACUAAGGGAUACUUCAAAAACAUACUGGGGUCUCUAUCGGCUUCCUGAACAAAAGGACAAAUAAAUACAUGACAAGCUCCUAAUUGCUCCUCAGGAAUUAUAAUACUGAAUCAGACAGAUCUUAUAUCUGUGUGUCUUUAGCAGCACUUUAGUUGAAUGUUCUAGUAAGGCUUGAGUAACCUCUAUAUAUCCUAAGGCUUCUGUGUUUUAUGCUAGCUAGGUCAGAGUUAUAAUGAGUGUUCACUCUCUUACGCAAACUCUCACUGACCUCAUCUAUAGGUUACUAGAAGCAGAUGUCACACUUGCUCAAGGAAUGUAUUCAGUAAUGAAAAAUUGCUGAAGAUACUGAAGAUUCUGGAUCUCAGUAGUUUCCAGUGUCUAUCUGACAAUAACGCAUGUAUAUUUAAUACACAAUGUGCAGAUCCAGCCAUUUUAAGUAUCCAAAUUGUGAUUACUGUGUCAUUGAGGCACAUCUCAUUGAGACAAUCCUCUGUAUUGUCCUGUGUUUUUUUGUUUGUUUGUUUGUUUUUCAUUUUUUUGCUCUUGUGAUUCCAGCAUUUGAUUCCUUGACUGUUCUCAGCCCUUUGUGGUACUAUAAAAUCUACACUGAAUGCUGUUUGCUUUGCUUGUAUGAAGUGUCAAAAUACUUUUUUAGGAAGAUUUUUUUUUUAUGUAUACUUAAGAUGUUUUAAGUGUAAAUGAUAAAUUGGUUAUUUAUGAGGGUUAUUUAAAUGAAUUAAGC
Molecule: messenger RNA, 1357 nt
Organism: Tachysurus vachellii
Lineage: Eukaryota; Metazoa; Chordata; Actinopteri; Siluriformes; Bagridae
Gene: lta
Product: lymphotoxin alpha (TNF superfamily, member 1)
Exons: 5
Coding region: 101-679 (192 amino acids)
Biological process (GO): immune response
Cellular component (GO): membrane
Molecular function (GO): tumor necrosis factor receptor binding
Source: RefSeq, a predicted model, not a curated record